UGUGCUCGGCACCGGGUCCUGGUCCGGCCCCAGCCCCUCCUCCGCCUCUCACCUGUCACACUUGGUUGCGGGACCGGGACGCUGGGCGCGGGCACCGGUCGCUGAUCUCGGUCAUCCGCUCCUCUAGAUGUCGUUGUGGAAGCCAAAGACACCCAGUUCCCUCGUUCCCUCUCUCCGCUCCGCUGGCCGGCUCAGGCGCUGCGUCCGCUCACGAAAUUAUUCCCUUCGAUCAGACGACGAGCUCUCGGCUUCACUUCUCCAUUAAUUUCUUCCCAGACCGGAAUGAAAUGACCAUCUUGCUCUGGCCCGGAAUGCAAUGGCGCUAGCGCCGGGCCGAGGAGGCAGCGCGGCCGACAUGGCGUCAUCGGGCUUCAGGCUCAGCUGCUCGUUGGUUGGACACGAAAUGGACGUUCGGGGGCUGGUGGCCACCUUGUUCCCCGUGGGAGCCUUCGUGUCGGUGUCGAGGGACCGCACCGCGCGGGUGUGGGUGCCCAACGGUUCCAACAGGGGGUUUACAGAGAUGCACUGUAUGAAUGGACACUCAAAUUUUGUGUCCUGUGUGUGUAUCAUUGCACCCAAUGACACUUAUCCUCGAGGACUUAUUGCAACAGGAGGGAAUGACCAUAACAUUUGUGUUUUCACAUUGGAUAGCCCAGCACCACUGUACAUUUUAAAAGGUCAUAAAAAUACAGUCUGCAGUCUGUCAGCUGGAAAAUUUGGUACUUUACUCAGUGGAUCUUGGGAUACAACCUCCAAAGUCUGGUUAAAUGAGAAAUGUUUGAUGACUUUACAGGGCCAUACUGCAGCAGUAUGGGCAGUAAAGAUACUGCCUGAACAAGGUUUCAUGCUGACAGGAUCUGCUGACAAAACAAUCAAGAUGUGGAAAGCUGGUCGAUGUGAGCGAACAUUUACAGGUCAUAACGACUGUGUUAGAGGACUGGCCAUUUUGAAUGAAUUAGAGUUCCUAUCUUGCAGUAACGAUGCCACUAUUCGACGAUGGCAAAUCAAUGGGCAGUGUUUGCAGAUUUAUUAUGGACAUACAAAUUACAUCUACAGCUUAUCAGUCUUCCCAAAUGGAAAAGAUUUUGUUACCACAGGGGAGGAUCGAUCCUUAAGAAUCUGGAAGGAUGGAGGAUGUACUCAAACUAUCAGGCUUCCAGCUCAGUCUAUUUGGUCCUGCUGCGUUUUGGAUAACGGUGAUGUUGUUGCGGGUUCAAGCGAUGGUGUAAUAAGAGUAUUUACUGAAGCUGAAGAACGGACAGCCUCUGCAGAAGAGAUCCAAACUUUUGAGAAUGAGUUGUCCAGCGCAACCAUUGACUCUAAGACUGGAGAUUUAGGGGAUAUAAAUAUCAAUGAACUUCCAGGAAAAGAACAUCUGAAUGAACCUGGCACAAAGGAAGGUCAAACGCGACUAAUCAGAGUUGGAGAUACUGUUCAGGCUUAUCAGUGGAGUGUUGUUGAUGGGCGAUGGAUAAAGAUUGGUGAUGUGGUGGGUUCAUCAGGAGGAACCCAGAAGUCCUCAGGCAAAGUUCUUUAUGAAGGCAAAGAGUUUGAUUAUGUAUUUACCAUUGAUAUUAAUGAGGGCGGACCUUCAAUGAAAUUGCCAUACAAUGUUACUGAAGAUCCAUGGCUUGUUGCACACAACUUCUUGCAAAAGAAUGACCUGAACCCAAUGUUUCUAGACCAGGUUGCGAAUUUCAUUAUUGAGAAUACAAAAGGGCAUACAUUAGGAUCGACAGGCACAGGGUUCUCUGACCCUUUCACAGGUUCAGGGCGUUAUAUACCAGGGACUGGAAUGGGAACUGGGGGCACAAAUGAAGUGGAUCCUUUUACAGGAUCUGGUCGGUAUGUACCUGGCUCUGUAACAUCUAGCCUUACUCCUUCUGCAGGAGGUGACCCAUUUACAGGAGGAAAUGCUUAUGUUUCUGUUGAUGGACGUGCACCCACUACAUCCAUCAGUAACCCUUACUUUCCCAAAAAAGAUCCUGUCACAUUUGAUCAGGCUAAUACAAUUCAGAUAAUAGGAAAACUAAAAGAGCUGAAUGAGAGCACACCUGCUGAACAAAAACUAUCUGAAGGUGAUCUGCAAAUGCUUGAGAAAUUUCUUUCUGUUGUAUCUAGUCCUUCUGCACAAGAGACUCCCACAGCACAACAAUUGGAGACUUUAUGGAAAGCUGCUCAGUGGCCAGAAGACAUAGUGUUUCCUGUGUUGGAUAUUCUGCGUCUGGCUAUAAGACAUCCCACAGUAAAUGAACAUUUCUGCAGUGAACACUACAGCAAACAGUUCAGCAACUACCUCUUAAACAAGAUCAAUCUACAGGGAAAACCAGCUAAUCAAAUGCUUGUCCUCCGAACAGUCUGCAACUGUUUUGCUAACCAAACACAUGGUUCAAAGCUCAUGAUGUCCUUGAGGGAGGCAAUACUCUCUCAAGCAAUUGAAAUGAGAUCAGCCAGCAACAAGAAUGUUCAUAUAGCACUGUCCACUUUGAUAUUAAACUAUGCAGUAAAUCUGCACACAGGAAAUGAUAUUGAAGGUAAAGCAAAUUGUUUAUCCAUUAUAAGUGCAGCCAUAGAAGUCCUCCAAGAUUAUGAAGCAAUUUUUAGACUUUUGGUGGCUCUUGGGACAAUUAUAAGUGAUGAUCCAAAUGCCUUGCAACUGGCUCAAUCAUUGGGAGUUGAUUCACAGAUCCGAAAAUAUUCUUCUGUUUCAGAUCCAGCUAAAGUUGGGGACUGUUGUAGAUUUGUUCUGAAGGUGCUGUAAUGUCUGAUUAUAGAUUUUCAAGGGUUAUAGCCAAGUGGUAUUAAUUUUGAUUACAUUAUUCCUUAAACUCUGGUAAAUAAUUCAUAUGGGAGAUAAAGAAACUCUAGAAUGUUUGAUUCUUGUGACAAAAUUGUUGCAGAGGUACAACAUACAAUAGCAAGAAUAAAGGAAUUGCUAAAAUAUUUAUAUUUGAA
Pristis pectinata (smalltooth sawfish) is the source of this 2955-nucleotide messenger RNA. RefSeq names its product phospholipase A2-activating protein (gene plaa). Gene Ontology annotation, cellular component: cytoplasm; nucleus. The transcript has 15 exons. The record is from RefSeq and is a predicted model, not a curated record. Gene Ontology annotation, molecular function: ubiquitin binding. NCBI's taxonomy places the organism in Eukaryota, Metazoa, Chordata, Chondrichthyes, Rhinopristiformes, Pristidae. Gene Ontology annotation, biological process: proteasome-mediated ubiquitin-dependent protein catabolic process; ubiquitin recycling. Bases 317 to 2761 code for a protein of 814 amino acids.